Messenger RNA from Solenopsis invicta (red fire ant), 4588 nucleotides. It is a transcript of the gene Rat1, whose product is annotated as 5'-3' exoribonuclease 2 homolog. The transcript has 17 exons. Gene Ontology annotation, molecular function: RNA binding; 5'-3' RNA exonuclease activity; zinc ion binding. Gene Ontology annotation, biological process: nuclear-transcribed mRNA catabolic process. NCBI's taxonomy places the organism in Eukaryota, Metazoa, Arthropoda, Insecta, Hymenoptera, Formicidae. Gene Ontology annotation, cellular component: nucleus. Bases 386 to 3298 code for a protein of 970 amino acids. The record is from RefSeq and is a predicted model, not a curated record.
UAAAUUCUUUGUUUGCGGAGCAAAGGGACACUUUUUUCUGCCAGAUUCUCUCGUUUCGUGCAAAAACGCGUCGAAUAAACUUAAUUUCAUCAAAGUUGAUAGGGAAGAAAUAAACAUUUUCCAAUACCGAAAAAUUCAUAAUAAUUUGGAGCUCCGUAAUUUUCCUUUGAUCACACGAGUGGCGCCAAUUACAUCGUAUCCCGUGUUUCAUAUCAUGGUUCGAUAUUAAUUCAUGCUCGAUCAUAACCUAAAACUCCAGCCAGCUGCGUAUAUAUUUUGGUUAAGACGAUGUACGUGUUAAUGCAAAUAAUUUAACGUGACACAGUAGUGCUGUGACAGUAAUUGAAGAACUUCGUAAUAUCACCCAACGAAUUCCGUACAAAAAAUGGGUGUCCCAGCAUUUUUUCGCUGGCUAAGCCGCAAAUAUCCUUCCGUGAUUGUCGAGUGUAUCGAGCAAAAGCCAAUAUCUGCAGACGGAACAUGCAUUCCUGUGAAUUCAGCAGACCCAAAUCCAAAUGGGGUGGAAUUUGAUAAUUUGUACCUUGAUAUGAACGGCAUAAUACAUCCUUGUACACAUCCUGAGGAUAAGCCAGCUCCCAAGGAUGAAGAUGAAAUGAUGGAGGCCAUUUUUGAGUGUAUCGACAGAUUAUUUCGUAUCGUGAGACCGAGAAAGUUGCUUUACAUGGCGAUUGAUGGGGUCGCACCCAGAGCUAAAAUGAAUCAACAAAGAUCUCGACGAUUUCGUGCGUCUAAAGAGACAAUGGAAAAGAUUGAUGAAAUAGAAAGAAUACGAUCCGAACUGACUCUUAAAGGUGCAUCUUUGCCUCCAGAAAAACCGAAGGAAGCACAUUUCGACAGUAAUUGUAUCACACCGGGCACACCGUUUAUGGCAAGAUUAUCGGCAUGCUUGCAUUACUACAUUCAUGAGCGUUUGAAUAAUGAUCCAGGUUGGAGGAAUAUUCAAGUAAUUUUAAGUGAUGCCAAUGUUCCUGGUGAAGGAGAACAUAAAAUAAUGGAUUUUAUACGACGACAAAGGGCGCAACCCGAUCACGAUCCUAAUACGCAACAUGUUUUAUGUGGAGCGGACGCCGAUUUAAUUAUGUUAGGUCUUGCUACGCACGAACCUAAUUUUACUAUUAUUCGUGAAGAAUUUAAACCGAAUAAGCCAAAGCCAUGUGAUAUAUGUGGCCAGUUAGGGCAUGAAAUGCGUGACUGUACAGGCGCGGAGCCGAACCAGAGACCAGAGGAGAACACGUUCGGAUCCGAAUGUCUGUUCAUAUUUGUACGAUUAAAUGUUCUCAGAGAAUAUUUAGAAAGAGAAUUGUACAUGCCAAAUCUGCCGUUCAAAUAUGAUUUUGAGCGAGCUGUCGAUGAUUGGGUGUUUAUGUGUUUCUUCGUAGGAAAUGAUUUUUUACCUCACCUUCCUUCUCUGGAAAUUAGAGAGGGCGCGAUUGACAGACUUGUUGCUUUGUACAAAAAAGCAGUAUAUAAAACAGGAGGUUUUUUGACAGAUAGCGGCGACGUUAAUUUAGAUCGUGUACAAUUGAUAAUGUCAGAUCUUGGUGAUGUAGAAGAUGAGAUCUUUAAGAAGAGGCAACAAAAUGAAUUGGCUUUUAGACAACGUGAAAAAGACAAAAAGAAAAGAAACGAAAUUAUUAGUAAUUUUAAACCAACGUGGAUUCCUGCGGGUCAAUUUGCACCCAAUGCUCUUGGACAAGGGAUAAAACCUAAAACCAUAGAAGAUGCACGUCAUGAAGCUUUUAAAAUGCGUGUAAUGGGUAGAAAUUAUAAUACAAAUGCUGCCCAAAGUACGAACGCUAAUAGUGCUUUAGAAAGCAUGCUAACACCCGAGAAUACUGGUAAUAGAGGACAAAAGCGUAAACAUGAUGAAUGUAAGCAAGAUAACUCGGACGAUGACCAGGCGCACGACGAGGUGCGACUUUGGGAGGAUGGUUUUAAAGAUCGAUACUAUGAAUCUAAAUUCGAUGUAUCUCCUGAUAAUUUCGCAUUUAGAAACAAUGUUGCUUUACAAUACGUACGAGGUUUAUGUUGGGUCUUGCGAUAUUAUUAUCAAGGCUGUGCAUCUUGGCGAUGGUAUUUUCCAUAUCAUUACGCGCCAUUUGCAAGUGACUUUAUUAAUAUUGGUGGUCUUUCUACAGAAUUUGAGAAGAACACUGUACCAUUUCGACCAUUAGAACAAUUAAUGGGUGUAUUUCCUGCUGCUAGCCGAAAACAUGUACCUGAACCAUGGGCGAAGUUAAUGACGGAUCCCAAAUCUCAGAUCAUUGAUUUUUAUCCAGAAGAUUUUAAAAUCGACUUGAAUGGAAAGAAGUUUGCUUGGCAAGGCGUAGCUUUGCUUCCGUUCGUUGAUGAGAAAAGAUUAUUCAAGGCUUUGGCGCCAUAUUACGACAGUUUAACAGAAGCAGAAAAGAAGAGAAACGUUCGCGGUGACGACAGGCUGUACGUCGGAAUAGGGAACAAGGGUUAUGAUUUCAUAAAAGGUCUAUACACGAAUUGCAUAGGGUUCGAUAAGGAGGUCGAGAUAAGUGUAAACGGAAUGCGUGGUACUGUGCUCCUAUCGGACGACAAUGUGAGCGACGGAGGCACGUUGCCCUCACCCGUGAGAGGUUUGCCAGUUAGGAACAACAAAGUGUACUGUAUCAAGUUCAAGGAUCCUCAGUUUGGUAGCAAUUACACUUUCCUCGCUCGUAAACUAAAGGGCGCCAAAGAACCGCCGCGUGUUCUGAAACCACAAGACUUUGAAGCUAUGAAUCGCAAGAACGGGGGCCAGUGGACGCCGCAGAUCGGCUUCACUCGGUCUACUCAGUCGGCUUCAUUAGGACAGGCAGGGCACAGAAUGCUCGACCAUCAUAUGAACAGCCAUAACAACAGGCAAGCUAAUGCGGCUUAUGCAAAUAUUCCUCCACCAACGAAUUUAUAUCUUCAAUUUCAUGGUUAUCGGAACGAGCACCAAUCGGGGCAGCAAUACGGUUACAAUAGCGCCGGUUCGAGUCAUUCGCGUGGACCAUGGGCAUCCGGUUAUGGUAUGCGCCAGUCGAAUUACCCGCCUUCGGAGUAUCAGUCUCAUCGUAAUCAUUACGAUAGUCAUCGUCAACAUUCCUCGCGGAACAAUGCCAAUUACCAUGCACCGUACGGCUACCACAGUCAACGAGGGAAUUACUCGACUCGAGGAGGAGGAGGAGGUGGAGGAGGAGGAGGAGGAGGAGGAGGAGGUGGUGGUGGUGGAGCAGGAGGAGGUGGAAGAGGCCACCGAGAUGGAUGGCGACGAUCGAUGUAAACGGUCAAGUAAGAAGCCGACUGAUUUUAAGUCGCGUAUCAUGUAAUAGUGUUAAGAAUUAAUUUUACAAUGCAUCAUUACGCAUAAUAUUUGUCUAAUUAAGGUUUAAGAAUCGUUGUCAAAGUACGCGUUCUAAGAGAGUGCGUUAGUUCGAAAGCAGUACAGCAAGACAGGUACUCGGAAUGCUCGGUGAAUUAUUAGUGCAAUAAAUGCGCGAUUAUCAACGUAUCGGUGUUCGAGCACACUGCGUAUUCCGAAUACUGCAACAGAUGUUUUUUUGUCUCAGAGAGACAACCUCACGUAUUUUUAUUUCUAGUUUUGCAGAGGAUGCAGAAAUAAAAUAUCAAUAUAUAUAUACACAGCAAAUGUCUUAAAGAUCACAGGAUCUCUGAUUAUAAAUUUGUAAUUAUAAAUUUGUCGAUAAAUUUUCCACAAAGUUAUAUUAGCGAUUAUCUUUGAAUUUUAAAAUAACAUGCACAGCAAUGAAAAGAAAAUGAAUUUUAUCGAUGCUUUUUCUAUCAAAUUUUUUACUCUGAAACAUUCCAAUUUAUUGGGAAAUUCGUAACUGAGAGGAAACGCGCGCAAAAAAACUGAUAUAGCGUAUAUGUAUUUGCUACACUUGUCGGAAACAAUCCACAGGAUGUGAAAGAAAAUUCAUAUCAGGUCACGUUACACAAAAAAAAAACGUAAGCAAAAUUUACGCGAUCGGUCUAGUGCUCUAAAAAGUGACAGAUUACAUUGUACAAGAAUAUAUUCGAUCCUGAUUAUCUCACUUGACACUGCCUCCUUAUUUGCUACAGACUAGUAAGUUAUGAUUUAUUAAUAAAACUUACUGAUAAAUUAUAUAUAAUAUACAUAAUAAUUCUAAUGUGCACGUUAAUGAUAAUACGCUUAUCAGAUUACUGGUUUCGUUUUCGCGCUUAUAGCUGUAUUGGUGGAAACCUAACUUGUUUGAAGCUGAUGCAAAUAGGAUGUUUUUUUUUUCCAUCGUUUAUUCGAUCACGUUUAUAAUCGAUUGUAGUAGUCAAUAGGAUCCUCGUAUUUGAUUAGAACGAGUACGUUGACGCAUAUAUAAUUUGUGAAUUGCAUAUUAAUGUCUAACGCAGUAAAAUAUUGGUUGAAUUAGGGUUACAAGAGUCAUUGGAUUUCGCAUGCGAAACUGCGGUGUGCAGUAGCGUACGUUAAAUGCAAUGUCAGGGUAUAGCGAUACAUCAAUGUGACACCGAAUGUCCGAAUAGGCAUUUGAAAUUUCUCACUCUGCAUUGAAAUAUAUGAUAUUUCCUUAAUGAA